Messenger RNA from Lachancea meyersii CBS 8951, 1947 nucleotides. The record is from the annotation of a GenBank genome assembly. NCBI's taxonomy places the organism in Eukaryota, Fungi, Ascomycota, Saccharomycetes, Saccharomycetales, Saccharomycetaceae.
AUGGGAAAUGAAAUGGGAAGUGAAAUUGGGAAUGAAAAUGUAAAUUCAAAACAGUUGUCGAAAAAAAAUCGCAAAAGCAGAUAUAGACCAAUUUGGCUGUUCCUGCUUCAGGUGUUUUUCUGCGUAGUUGUUCCCGCCUUGGUGGUCGCUGUGUGUUUGUUUUACGUUAAUGUGCCACACCGUCACAGCAGCGACAGCGACAGCGAAAGCGUUUUGGGAAAAACCGAGUCUUGGCGUCUCGACACUCAGAAAAACUACACCAUCGACCUGGAUUACUGGAAAACGCAAACCCCGGGCGUGGACCGUCACUACUACCUAAACGUGUCGACGAUGUCGCAGGUCGCUCCCGACGGCAUCGAGCGCAACGUCACUGUCAUCAACGGCCAGUAUCCAGGCCCGCUGGUCGAGGCCAAUGCUGGCGACACCCUGUUUCUACACGUUCAGGCCCAAGGUGUGCCCACCACCAUCCACUGCCACGGGCUUUUCUUUAACAAAAACGAAAGUUUCAACGACGGCGCCGCUUUCAUCAACCAGUGUCCCAUCGACGCCAACGGCGGGACUUACGACUACGAAAUCCAUCUCGACGAGAACCAGAGCGGCACUUACUGGUACCAUUCGCACUAUGGCGCGCAGCAGGCAGAUGGCGUGUUUGGGCCGCUGGUCAUCCAUUCAGCGCGCGAAAGAGAAUUGAUCAACGACAGUUACGACGCAGAAGUGGUCGUGAUGGUCAACGACUACUACCACGCGAUGGCCAAUUCCUACCUGCCCGAAUAUUUGGGCCCGGACAACGAAAACACCGAGCCCACGCCGGACGACGGUCUCAUCCAGGGUACUAACGACUUCAAAUACGAUUCUGCAACUUACGUCACGCCCAAUGGCGACACCGAUCUGGUUCCCGCUAACUUCACACAAAUGCCACCUGCAGUUUUCAAUUUCGACCCUCACAAAAGAUACCGUAUUCGCGUCAUCAAUGCCGGGUUCUUCGCGCCUUUCAAUUUCGCCAUUGACCGCCAUAAAAUGAAGGUCGUAGAAGCCGAUGGGACUGUCACCGAGCCUCUAGAACUAGAAUCCAUCGAUAUGUCUGUCGCUCAGCGUUAUUCUUUCAUUUUGGAACCCCAGGACACCCGAUUGUCGGAAUACUGGAUGCGCGUCAGAUUCAACAGCUUCUGUUUUGCCCAAGAUAACGCCAACUUCAACACCUCGGUGAGCGGCGUUAUACGCUACGACCAUAAAGGCACGUCUCUUCCUUCCAGCGAAAGCUGGGAAUAUUUCGGCGACGAUGUGCGUUGUCGGGACUUCAAUCAAACGUUGCUCAGAACUUUAGAGGGUCAAGUUCCCAGGGUUCAAAAUGGGUCGACCAGGCCCGACGUCAUUGUUGAAUUGGACGUGUCUUUCAUGAUUAAAGGUAAUCAACUGGAUCGUGGGUAUUUCAAUGACAUGACUUAUACCGCUCUGGCGAACUCGUCGACCAUGAACGUGCUAGCCAAAUCUCAUCUUCAGAACUCUAUUAAAGAACUACAAACGACACAGGUUGAGACCAAAAAUGACGGCCAAUAUUUGAUAAAUUUGGAUAAACGUGGCGCUGUUGUAGAUCUCAUCAUCAACAAUUAUGAUGAUGGUGCUCACCCUUUCCACCUUCACGGACACAAAUUUUGGGUUCUUUCCAGCGCUGACCGGGGCUAUUUCAAAAAGUCAUUUUACGACAGUGACAACGGUGAGAUGGAUUUUACGAAUCCAAUCUCCAGAGACGUAUUAGGUGUUUCUGGCUUUGGCUACGCGGUUAUAAGAUUUGUUGUGGACAAUCCCGGAGUUUGGCCUUUUCAUUGUCAUAUAGGAUGGCAUAUGGAAAGUGGUUUACUGCUGCAAAUCAAUGAACUACAGUCAGAAUAUUCGUCGUGGACGCACAUUCCGUCUGCUUGGGACGAAUUAUGCCAGACGUCUGCAUAA